This is a messenger RNA of Neltuma alba, 1489 nucleotides long. Its product is annotated as F-box protein PP2-A15-like. Gene Ontology annotation, molecular function: protein binding. The record is from RefSeq and is a predicted model, not a curated record. NCBI's taxonomy places the organism in Eukaryota, Viridiplantae, Streptophyta, Magnoliopsida, Fabales, Fabaceae. The transcript is spliced from 3 exons. Bases 191 to 1093 code for a protein of 300 amino acids.
UAUAUUUCUUGAACUCACCCAUUGCUCGGAAUCAUUUCCACUCCUUGUUUGAAUAAUUCUUAAUCCCUUUUCCGUACUUUCUGUUCUUAUUUGUCAUUCUUCUUGUCGGUUAACCUUGCUCGGGCACUGUUGCUGCAGCAUGACCUGAAGAAUAGAUCGAGUCUCUGUAAUUUUGAGGACCUUAAAGAGCAUGGGGGCCUCUUUAUCCAGCCUGGGAACGAACGGCUCGACCAUUGGUCCGGGUCUCGGCGACAUCCCGGAGAACUGCGUGGCUUGCGUUUUCUUAUAUUUGACUCCGCCGGAAAUAUGCAAUUUAGCGCGGCUCAAUCGAGCUUUCCGUGGCGCGGCGUCCUCUGAUUCAGUAUGGGAAACAAAGUUGCCCCCCAAUUACCAAGAUCUGCUCGAUCUAAUGCCUCCGGAAAGGUACCAGAAUUUGUCCAAGAAGGAUAUAUUUGCGCUGCUAUCUCGACCAAUACCAUUUGAUGAUGGCAAUAAGGUGGGUGUUCUUCAGGAAGUAUGGCUGGACAGGGUCACGGGCAGGGUUUGUAUGUCCAUAUCGGCAAAAGCCAUGGCGAUUACUGGAAUUGAUGACAGGAGAUACUGGAAUUGGAUUUCUACUGAGGAAUCUAGGUUCCACACUGUGGCUUAUUUGCAACAAAUUUGGUGGUUUGAAGUUGAUGGAGAGGUGAAAUUUCCUUUUGCUGCUGAUACUUACACUCUCUUCUUUAGGCUCCACCUUGGACGAUUUUCCAAAAGGCUUGGGCGGCGCGUGUGCAAUUAUGAACACACGCAUGGUUGGGAUAUAAAACCAGUAAGAUUUGAGCUGUCUACUUCAGAUGAUCAGCAAGCAUCAUUCGAGUACAGUUUGGAUGAAACUGAGCGCGACGAUGCAUAUGGUAAUCAUAAGCGUGGAAACUGGGUUAAUUACAAGGUAGGUGAAUUUAUUGUCAGUGGAUCGCAACGUAUAACAGAAGUUAGAUUCUCUAUGAAACAAAUUGAUUGCACACAUUCCAAAGGUGGGCUUUGUGUAGAUUCUGUAUUCAUUAUACCUAGUGAUUUGAAAGGGCGGAAGACAAGAGGUGUUUUGAAGUAGCCACAAGCAGAGUAGGGAGUUUUUGGUUUUUUUUAGUGUGGUCAGACAUCUCAGAAUGCUCUCUUGGAAUCCACUAUACAGCAUAUACUUCUGAGGAAAAUUAAGAAUGAGGACUGAGGAGGAUGUCAUCUGUUGCGGGGUUUUUUUGGCAGUUGGUAUAUCUCCUCUUUGGUCAUGUAAUAAUGAUUUGUUUUUGUAGUUGUUUCUAUUGUCCAUACUCCAUACAUAUGUCAGAUGAAAAAAGGAAAACAAAAAAGGGGGGGAGAGGGGGGCUGGAAUUGCGGUCAUUAUCUUUGCUUGCUCCAGUUGCCCUCUAUGUAAUCUGUUUUGUAACUUGGUUGUGAUACAGGAAUAGAAUUUUACUCGGACGUUUUUCUGCCGCUUAUAGUUUAUUUA